Molecule: messenger RNA, 1307 nt
Organism: Argentina anserina (silverweed cinquefoil)
Lineage: Eukaryota; Viridiplantae; Streptophyta; Magnoliopsida; Rosales; Rosaceae
Product: AP2-like ethylene-responsive transcription factor At1g16060
Exons: 8
Coding region: 54-1154 (366 amino acids)
Biological process (GO): regulation of DNA-templated transcription
Molecular function (GO): DNA binding; DNA-binding transcription factor activity
Source: RefSeq, a predicted model, not a curated record
CUCUCUCUACCCGAUCUGUACGUUUUUCAUUCUCCUGGGGUGUGAGAGUUUUAAUGGCGAAAAUCUCACAGAAUAAGAUCCAAAAGAGUAAAACUCCAAGCUCUAGCAAUAACAGCAAAACCACAACCACCACCACCUCUGGUACUGCUACUACUAGUAGUCCUCCGGCCACCAAGGUCAAGAGGACCCGUAAAAGUGUACGCCGUGACUCCCCGCCUCAGCGGAGCUCCAUCUACAGAGGAGUCACAAGACAUCGAUGGACUGGUCGGUAUGAAGCUCAUUUGUGGGAUAAGAACUGCUGGAAUGAGUCACAGAACAAGAAAGGAAGACAAGUCUAUUUAGGAGCAUAUGAUGAAGAAGAAGCUGCUGCACGUGCCUAUGACUUGGCAGCAUUGAAGUACUGGGGACAAGAUACAAUUCUCAAUUUGCCAGUUUCCACCUAUGAGGAAGAGCUAAAAGAAAUGGAGGGCCAGUCAAAAGAAGAAUACAUUGGAUCAUUGAGGAGGAAGAGUAGUGGAUUUUCUCGUGGCGUUUCAAAGUAUAGGGGCGUAGCAAGACACCACCAUAAUGGAAGAUGGGAAGCUCGAAUUGGAAGAGUAUUUGGAAACAAAUAUCUCUACCUUGGAACCUAUGCAACGCAGGAAGAAGCAGCUACAGCUUACGACAUGGCGGCAAUAGAGUAUCGUGGACUUAAUGCCGUAACGAACUUCGAUCUGAGCCGAUACAUCAAGUCACAAUGCCCUAGUAACGAGAACGUUUCCAACAAUACUCAACCAAACUCUAAUGAUAAUCUCAGUUCGAUCCCAAACCCUGAUUCUAAAGUAGGGUUUGGAUUUAUGCCCAACAAAUUGAGCCCGAGCACUAGUGAGUCGAUAGUAGCAGUUCCGCGGUCGGGGAGUGCCUCGUCGGCGUCAACUGCACUAGGGCUUCUAUUGCAAUCCUCUAAGUUCAAGGAAAUGCUCGAGAGGACGUCGAUUGCAGACAGUUCGUCAACGACUUCGGAGCCAAACAUGCCGCGCCGGAAUUUCCCUGAUGACAUUCAAACGUACUUUGAUUGCCAAGAUUUGAAUAGCUAUGCAGAAGGAGACGACAUUAUUUUCGGGGAGCUAAACUCAUUUGGUUCAUCAGUUUUUCAUUGUGAACUUGAUGCCUAGCCUAAUGCAAAGAGUAAACAAAAUUUUAAUAUAAGUAUAGAACAUAUUGUUUGAGUUUAUUCUUUGAAUUCCUUGUGAAUAUUGUUGGUGAGGGCGAUUAAGGAUGGUGAUUGACAAUGAAAAGAGAUAAGAGUAAAGAUACAAUUGUUCGAA